AUGUUCCCAAAUGAAUCGUGUGCUUGUGUUGCAGGGUAUCUGUUACAGCCUCAAGUGCCGCUCGCCACACCGCCCGACCUUCUACUACGCAGGGCCAGCCCUGGAGGGCACAACGUGCGGGCCAGGCAAGGUUGGUUGAAACCGUCAACAGCAGAUACCUGCCAGGGGCAGGGUUGCAUGAGUCGCAAUAUAGUAGUGAGAUGUGUGCACCGUGUCCGCGCUCAGCUGUGCCAGGGCGGGCAGUGCGUGGCGGGGAAGCCCAAGAGCCCGGCCAAGGAGGUGGCGGGCGGCUGGGGGCCCUGGAAGGAGGAGGCGUGCGCGUCGGGCUGCCUGGUGAAGUCGCGCGGCUACCAGGCGCGGCGCCGCGCCUGCGACAACCCGCCGCCGGCGCACAACGCGCGCGGCUGCGACGGCAGCCCCGUCGACGUGGCGCUGUGCAGCGACGACAAGCUGUGCAAGAAGAAGAAAAGGAAGUCGGCUGUGGAGUACGCCGGCAGCGCAUGCGCACAGUUUGCCAAGCUGCUUCCCGAGCUGGACGCUGGGGGCGCUGGUCUGCAGGCGCCGCACGAGGAAGGGCGUCCGUGGGUGGCGUGCUCGGUGUUCUGCAAGCGCAAGGACACGGGCCUCUUCUACACGCCGCGCCUCGACCUCAACGACAUGGGCGUGGACGCGCACUUCCCCGAUGGCACAAGCAAUGAAUAUCUUAAAGAAUCUGAAGAACUGAUGAAACAAAGAUAA
Gryllus bimaculatus (two-spotted cricket) is the source of this 738-nucleotide messenger RNA. Lineage: Eukaryota; Metazoa; Arthropoda; Insecta; Orthoptera; Gryllidae. The record is from the annotation of a GenBank genome assembly.